AUGUUCCCGUGUGUCCACAGGUGUGUUCUGCAGCUGAAGGAGGCGGAGCUUACACACAGAUCUGCUCUGGAGCAGAAGGAGGAGCAGUUCAGGUCCUUCAAAGACCGAGUGGCAGAGAAUGUUCUUCUCUCGUCAACAACAGAAAACACUGAGAACAUGAACAGUCCAGUGAACCGGAGCCGCCUCACAGAGAUGUACCAGCAGCUGAGAGUGUGUGUGUGGCCUCACAUCAACUGGACACAGCCCGAGCACCGGGCCAGGUACCUGGUCCAGGUGGACACAUUCAGGCGCAGGGCUCUGGAGAACCUGCAGAUGGUGCUGCUGCACAGCAGUAAACAGCAGGUGUGUGUGAAGGCCUUCCCCUCUCUCUCUGGACCAGAACUGGACUUGGCCUCAGAGUGUUACUGGUUGGGUUGUCUGAUGGCUCUGCACUCUCCUCCUCUGCAUCCAGACUGGGACAGAGGGUCUGGACUGGUCUUCCCACGGGACAUCAGGGACUGA
Messenger RNA from Knipowitschia caucasica, 501 nucleotides. The record is from the annotation of a GenBank genome assembly. Lineage: Eukaryota; Metazoa; Chordata; Actinopteri; Gobiiformes; Gobiidae.